Messenger RNA from Aspergillus tanneri, 2889 nucleotides. RefSeq names its product VAC14 family protein. Gene Ontology annotation, biological process: phosphatidylinositol biosynthetic process; positive regulation of kinase activity. The transcript has 9 exons. The record is from RefSeq and is a predicted model, not a curated record. The coding region runs from base 1 to 2889 and encodes 962 amino acids. Gene Ontology annotation, cellular component: fungal-type vacuole membrane; PAS complex; endosome membrane. NCBI's taxonomy places the organism in Eukaryota, Fungi, Ascomycota, Eurotiomycetes, Eurotiales, Aspergillaceae.
AUGGAUCACUCAAUCCAACGUCUGUUGAAUGACAAACUAUACGAUCGGAGGAAACAAGGGGCCUUGGAGCUCGAGAAAGUUGUCCGAGAUGCCGUCUUCAAAGGAGAGCAUGAGGAAAUCCAAAAAAUUGUGGAUCAGCUUUGCCAUGACUACGCCUACGCUGUGCACCAACCUCACGCGAGAAACGGUGGUUUGAUUGGGUUGGCCGCGGCUUCAAUAGCGCUCGGAUCUGAGGGAGUUGCACCUUAUCUGAAGGAAAUUGUUCCCCCAGUCUUAGCCUGUUUCUCCGACCAAGAUGCCCGAGUCCGAUAUUACGCUUGUGAGAGCAUGUACAACAUUUCUAAAGUCGCCAAAGGAGAGAUAUUACUGUUUUUUAAUGAUAUAUUCGAUGCGCUUAGCAAAUUAGCUUCUGAUUCGGAACUUUCAGUAAAAAAUGGCGCAGAGCUUCUCGAUAGACUUGUCAAGGACAUUGUUUCGGAGUCCGCAGCUUCCUAUAUUUCAGUCCUGCAGCUCUCUGAGAAGCAAAACGUGGACUCGGAGACCUUAGAGGAACCGGAGCUUCCAACCGCCUUUUCGCUUCAAAAAUUUAUUCCCUUAUUAAAGGAACGGAUACAUGUUAUCAGCGCGUUCACUCGCAUGUUCUUGGUAUCCUGGCUGACACUGUUGGACACGAUCCCAGACUUGGAACUUGUUUCAUAUUUGCCGGAAUUCUUAGGCGGGUUAAUUAAAUUUCUUGGUGACACAAACAGGGACGUAAACGUGGCCACUCAAGGUCUACUUGACCGGCUUCUUUCGGAAAUAAAGAGAAUCGCACGGCUUAAAAAAGGGAUCGAUGAAAGUCGGAAAGGGCAAGGAAGCGAUAUCAGACAAUCGGCUACAAGUGACAACGCCAGCACAACAACAGCUCAGACUGUUGCUGUUGAGACAGAGAAUAAUGAGAACGCCGUUGAAGAUUCGGGAUCCGAAUCUGCCAUUGACGAGGAUGGAUUGCACGUCGACGGGGAUUGGAUCCCCGGGCAGGAUGUCCAAAUCGAUCACGCCAAGAUACUGGAUAUUCUCGUAGGCUUUGUCGAUACCUCUUUCGAUGAGGAGAUGCAACUAACUGCGCUGCGUUGGAUUGAUAACUUCUUCGAAAUCAGCCCCGAAGACAUACUACCUUUCGUCCCACGUCUUUUGACGCAGGUGCUCCCAGCAAUGUCCAGUGGAUCGGAUCAAGUACGGCAGGCUGCGAACCGAGUAAAUACAUCUUUGCUGGAAUACAUCGUUACUUUGUCGGAAGAGCCGUCGGACGAGUCGCAACAAGCUACAUCCGCGAAGCCGACCCCUUCAUCUAGUAGAGAAUCCGUGGAAAGAAGGUCAUCUACCACCAGCAGCAAACUUACUGAUGUGCCAACGGCCGACUCGAGGAAGCAGUCUGUCCAGCCGGAAUCUUCAACCGAGCAAACCCCACGAAGCAGCAUCGUAUCUACGCCAGCACCGGUGCCGCCUGCAGAUCUCGAUUAUGCCGCGGCUGUUAACUCUCUCACCCUGCAGUUUUUAAAUGAGAACGAGGCUACCAGGGUGGCCGCCCUCUCUUGGUUGAUAAUGCUGCAUCGGAAGGCGCCCAAAAAGGUGGUAGCAUUCAAUGACGGAACCUUUCCUGCGCUGCUCAAAACACUAUCCGAUCCUGCAGAAGCAGUUGUGACCAAGGACCUCCAACUCCUCUCUCAGAUCUCGAGGAAUAGUGAAGACAGCUAUUUCAAAUCGUUCAUGGUUAACCUGCUUCAACUAUUCUCCACGGACCGGAACCUACUUGAAGUCCGUGGCAACCUUAUUAUUAGGCAGCUCUGCAUGAAUCUAAGUCCAGAACGCAUAUAUCGAACCCUUGCUGACUGUCUGGAGAAAGAAGAGGAUAUUGAAUUCGCCAGUAUCAUGGUUCAAAACCUGAACAACAACCUGAUCACUGCGCCUGAGCUUUCAGAUCUCCGUAAACGGCUGCGGAAUCUAGAUUCAAAAGAGGGCCAAAUGUUUUUUGUGGCUCUGUUUAGGUCCUGGUGUCACAAUGCAGUGUCUACAUUUUCUUUAUGCCUCCUUGCUCAAGCCUAUGAGCAGGCAUAUAACCUUCUUCAAGUGUUUGCCGAGCUUGAAAUGACGGUUAACAUGCUAAUUCAAAUUGACAAGCUGGUCCAACUCUUGGAAUCCCCCGUGUUCACAUGUGAGUGUCCCAUUUCCGCCGAAUUCUUCCUUUCCAAGGCCGAUAUUAAACUGUGGCUAGACCUUCGCCUCCAGCUGCUGGAGCCAGAGAGAUACCCGUAUCUUUACAAAUGCCUUUACGGCGUUCUCAUGCUACUUCCGCAAAGUUCAGCCUUCGCGGCCCUGAAAAACCGCCUCAACAGCGUCAGUAACAUUGGACUUCUCCACACCGGGCCUCGACUCAGCAGCAAUACGGCCUCGAACUCGUCCUCAUCAUCUUACGACCGCUCCACAGGCAGCCGUCUCAAACGCGACGAGAACUCCAUCCGCUGGGUCGAGCUACUCGACAAAUUCAAGUCCGUCCAAGAGAAAGCCCGCCGGUCCCAAAGAGCCUCUCAACGCCCCUUCGACCCGGAGGGCUCCGGCUCCGGCUCUGGCCCGGGUUUCCAGAAUCCCUCGCUGGCUGCCGCUCUAUCUGCCGAUCAAGCCCGACACAGGGAAAAGACCCUACCUGAUACUCCUCGUGGCGGACCCGGAGGAGCCACCGGUACUGGGGGUGCAGGAGGUGCGAUUGUCAGCGGUGUUGAGGGUCGGGCGACUGCAGGGGAUUCGGCCCCUCAGAAGGGAGGGUCCAUUCUAGGUGGUUCUCAUCGACAUAAAUCCAGUCUUCCUAACCUGGGACGGUUGGGUAUUGGAGGAAAGAAGUUUAGACGAUGA